UACAUAAAAUAAUUCAGUUGUCAAACCAUCUCUCAUGCUUACUUCUCACACCUCCCACCAUUAUAUAUAUAUAUAUAUUAGACUACAUACUCCAUACUACAAUAUAUCUCAAGGUCGCAAAAACAGAAACACACGUACAAUUUUCUUCUUCUCGUUUUUGUAUAGAAAAUAAAGAAGAAUAUAUAAUAAAUGUCUGGGGUAUGGGUUUUUAAAAAGGGGGUGGUGCGGCUAGUGGAGAACCCUGGAGGGGAGGGUGCGAGUAGUAAUAGUGGUAGUGGAAGGAGAAAGGUGUUGGUUUACACACCAAGCAAUGAAGUUAUCACAUCUUAUUCUAUGUUAGAACACAAGCUAUACUCUCUUGGUUGGGAACGCUACUAUGAUGACCCUGAUCAUCUGCUUCAGUUCCACAAACGCUCCACCGUGUACCUCAUUUCUCUUCCAAAGGAUUUCAACAAGCUCAAGCCUAUGCAUAUGUAUGACAUAGUCGUUAAGAACAAAAACUUUUUCCAUGUUAUGGACAUAUAGCUAAGCUCAUCUAAUUACAUACAUAUAUAUUAAUUAGUUCGUGUGCUUGGCGAGGAUUUGGUUUUCUUUUCUUUUUUCUUUUUUCUUUUUGUUAACUACUUGAUUAAUUCAAUCGAUUUGGUGUCUUAUAUAAUCACUCUACUAUCAAAAUUGGAUUUCUUUUACAAAUAUAUAUAUUUGUGUGCCAA
Messenger RNA from Cicer arietinum (chickpea), 713 nucleotides. Its product is annotated as flowering-promoting factor 1-like. Gene Ontology annotation, biological process: regulation of flower development. NCBI's taxonomy places the organism in Eukaryota, Viridiplantae, Streptophyta, Magnoliopsida, Fabales, Fabaceae. The record is from RefSeq and is a predicted model, not a curated record.